AUGCUGUCGCAACUUGUCAAAAGCCAUUUAGUCAAAGCCUCAGGCAAGCGAGGAUUUGCUACGACACUAAACGAGAAUUUUCUUCCAAAGAAGUAUGGCGGAAAGUAUAUAGUUACCUUGAUUCCCGGCGAUGGAAUUGGUAAAGAAAUCACAGAUUCGGUGAAGACAAUUUUUGCUGCAGAGAAUGUUCCUAUUGAUUGGGAGACAGUGGAGCUUUCGGGAGUCUCUGGUUCUGCUUCUCAGAUAGACGAGGCUGUUAUGUCUUUGAAGAGAAACAAGGUGGGACUGAAGGGUAUUACAUACACACCUAGCUCCCCUUUUGCAAAGUCAUUGAAUGUUGCAUUGAGAAAAGAGCUUGACAUCUUUGCUUCUUUAGUGCUGAUAAAGAACAUUCCUGGUGUUCCAUCUAAGCUUCAGGAUAUUGAUUUUGUUCUUGUCAGAGAAAACACUGAAGGUGAGUAUUCUGGCCUUGAACACCAGUCAGUUCCGGGUGUUGUCGAAUCUCUGAAAAUCAUGACCAAAUACAAGACUGAAAGAAUUGCUCGCUUUGCAUUUGAUUUUGCUAUCAAGAAUGAUAGGAAAUUGGUGACUGCCAUUCAUAAGGCCAAUAUCAUGAAGUUAGGUGACGGUCUAUUCAGAUCUACUGUAAAAGAAGUUGGUCUUGCAGAAUACCCAGGAGUGGAGGUCAAGGACAUGAUUGUUGACAAUGCUUCCAUGCAAGCCGUUUCUUACCCUCAACAAUUUGACGUUAUGGUUACGCCAAAUUUGUAUGGAUCCAUUUUGUCCAACAUUGGUGCCGCCCUGAUUGGUGGACCAGGAUUAGUGCCGGGAGCAAACUUCGGUAGAGAGCAUGCCGUUUUUGAGCCUGGCUGCAGACAUGUUGGUUUGGAUAUCAAGGAUAAAAAUGUUGCCAAUCCUACCGGUAUGAUCUUGUCUGCAACCAUGAUGUUGAGACAUCUUGGAUUAGAUCCUUAUGCGGAUAAAAUUGCUAAGGCAACCUAUGACGUUUUGGCUGAAGGUAAAGCAGUGACGCCGGAUAUUGGGGGAAAUGCUACCACUACCGAAUUUACUGCGGCAAUUCUAUCAAAACUCCAGUCUUAA
This is a messenger RNA of Ogataea angusta, 1101 nucleotides long. RefSeq lists its product as uncharacterized. The record is from RefSeq and is a predicted model, not a curated record. Gene Ontology annotation, biological process: tricarboxylic acid cycle; isocitrate metabolic process. The transcript has a single exon. Gene Ontology annotation, molecular function: NAD binding; magnesium ion binding; isocitrate dehydrogenase (NAD+) activity. The coding region runs from base 1 to 1101 and encodes 366 amino acids. Lineage: Eukaryota; Fungi; Ascomycota; Pichiomycetes; Pichiales; Pichiaceae. Gene Ontology annotation, cellular component: mitochondrion.